AUGCAUCCAAUUACCAACCGCACUAAAUGCACCAAGACCUCAUCUCUAUUCCCACGGUGGAGGCCUCGGCACCGUCCCGCUUUGGUCCUGCCUCCCGCCAACCGUCACCCCGUCACCGUCAUGCCGCACCAGCACAUCCACCCCUCCACACCAUCCACCACUACCACCAUGAUCACAAUAUCUCGCCGUCCUGAAACCUCGCAGUCACUUCCUCACCAUUCAGAUUUAUCCCUCACUCCUAUUACCACACACAGCCACCAGUCCUCCUCCACACCCCCUCCUGCAAAAUCAGCCAUGACCAAUCGCCUGUCACACCACGAACACAUACCUACAACCUCCUACACAUACCUACAACCUCCCAAACCAACAUUACACGCUUCACUCUCCCAAUACAACUUGACACCAGCACGAUACACCUACACCCUCCCAGCUAAUACUCCGUACUACACUUCCACUACACCUACACUCUCCCAGACCACCAUCCCACACUUCACUCCCCACCCAUCCCUCCCAGCUACACUUCAAACACAGCACCCAGCACAGAGCACCCAGCCAGACCUUCCUCCAACCCAAACACACGCACUUCAGACGAACACUCAUUCAUCCUUCACCAACCUGCCGCGAGAAACCUAA
This is a messenger RNA of Scylla paramamosain (green mud crab), 633 nucleotides long. RefSeq lists its product as uncharacterized. The transcript is spliced from 4 exons. NCBI's taxonomy places the organism in Eukaryota, Metazoa, Arthropoda, Malacostraca, Decapoda, Portunidae. The record is from RefSeq and is a predicted model, not a curated record. Bases 1 to 633 code for a protein of 210 amino acids.